AGAGAAAGAACUUUCACAGCGACCGGACUAGGUGAUGGGUCCCUCCCCGGGCACCCGCGGAAAGGCGGCGCGAUCAUCCAAUUUAAAAUAGUUUUCUGGAACUGCAGAAAUGAUUGGUCCUAACUCCAAAUGGGAAUUUGCAUUCAUUCUGAAAUACAACCUGGAGUAAUUGUGUUCGACUGAAACCAAGUCUUAUGACGUCUCCAAGGAUGAGAGUCUAUGCUAAGUCAGUGUUGCUGUCGCACUGGCUCUUUCUGGCCUACAUGUUAAUGGUGUGCUGUAAGCUGAUGUCUGCCUCGAGCCAACACCUCCGGGGACACACAGGUCACCACCAAAUCAAGCAAGGGACAUGUGAGGUGGUCGCUGUGCACAGGUGCUGUAACAAGAACCGCAUAGAAGAGCGAUCACAGACGGUCAAGUGUUCCUGCUUCCCGGGACAGGUGGCCGGCACGACUCGGGCUCAGCCUUCUUGUGUUGAAGCCUCCAUUGUGAUUCAGAAAUGGUGGUGUCACAUGAAUCCUUGUUUGGAAGGAGAGGAUUGUAAAGUGUUGCCAGAUUACUCAGGUUGGUCCUGUAGCAGUGGCAAUAAAGUCAAAACUACAAAGGUGACACGGUAGCAGAGAGAGAGAGAGAGAGAGGUGUGCUUCAGUUCUGGAGGAGCGACAGGAUGAACAGCUCCCUUGUUUGGAUUAUUCUCCUGGCCAAGAUGUGAGAAAUGGUCUUGAAUUUCAGCAACAUCACAUUUGCGUAUGCGUGCUGUGAGGAGUGACAUUCACUUAAUUGCCCUCUCUGCUUCAUGAUUUUAUUACAUUGAAUUAUAGCCACAGGCUGCCAAAUUGAUAUCCUAUCUGGAUUCCCCAGGAACAUACCUCUAAAACCCUGGAAGAACAAACUAGACACUUUAAAAUGGAUUGCCACUCAAGAAGUAUUUCAUCUUCAGUUUCUUUUUGCCUUUACCAAGGAAUAUGGACAGAUGUUUCACAGGGUCCUCAUUCUGUUCCUCUUCUGAAGAUUUUCAUUAGUCAUUGCAUUAGAAUGGUUUGAGGUGAGUCUAAAUAACAAAACAUUUUGGCAAAACAUAGUUGCAGAUGUAGAUUAAUGAGCUGUCAUUAAAUGAUGAAGACAAUUUUAUAAACCUUGAAGGCUUAUAAAAGGACUUUCUGGGGUUAUUGUGUGUGCAUUUGUAUCUUUGCUUCUGAGGGUUUAAAAUUUUAAGUUUACUGUCAGGUUAGCAAACAUCAAAUGGAAGCAUUUUAACUUAAGUGCUCUCUUUCAACAGAGUGUUUAUGAAAACGUAUCAACUGCAGUAUUUUAUAACCAAAGCUCAAUCAUGACAUGUUCACAAACAAAUAAAAUCUUUGGAAGUCUUGUGGAUUCUGUGUAAUCUUAUAGAUAAAUCAUUUAAAAUAUCAAAUGAUCAAGGGUGAUACCUUUU
Talpa occidentalis (Iberian mole) is the source of this 1435-nucleotide messenger RNA. It is a transcript of the gene TAFA4, whose product is annotated as TAFA chemokine like family member 4. Lineage: Eukaryota; Metazoa; Chordata; Mammalia; Eulipotyphla; Talpidae. The transcript has 6 exons. The record is from RefSeq and is a predicted model, not a curated record. Gene Ontology annotation, biological process: phagocytosis; macrophage chemotaxis. Bases 195 to 617 code for a protein of 140 amino acids. Gene Ontology annotation, molecular function: receptor ligand activity.